Molecule: messenger RNA, 1378 nt
Organism: Raphanus sativus (radish)
Lineage: Eukaryota; Viridiplantae; Streptophyta; Magnoliopsida; Brassicales; Brassicaceae
Product: ethylene-responsive transcription factor RAP2-2
Exons: 2
Coding region: 135-1241 (368 amino acids)
Biological process (GO): regulation of DNA-templated transcription; ethylene-activated signaling pathway
Molecular function (GO): DNA-binding transcription factor activity; DNA binding
Source: RefSeq, a predicted model, not a curated record
AAACAACAAACCAGAGCGAGAGAGAGAAAGGGAAACCCCCCCUCAAAAGAAGCUAAUAUUUGCAAUUUCGCCGCAAAGUUUUGCAUAUCUGAACAUUUAACACCCUCAAAUUUGAGUUAGACAAGAAGACAACCAUGUGUGGAGGAGCUAUAAUCUCCGAUUUCAUCCCUCCGCGGAGCUCCCGCCGCGUCACCAGCGAGUUUCUCUGGCCGCGGGAUCUGAAGAAGAAGAACAAGGGGAAGAAAGCUUCAAAGAAGAAGCGAUCCGAUUUCUUCGAUCUGGACGAUGAAUUCGAGGCUGAUUUUCAAGGUUUUGAGGAUGAUGAUGACUGCGAAGACGAUUUCGAUGAUGAUGAUGAUGAUGAUGAUGAUGAUGAUGAUAUCUUCGCUAAAGUGAAGCCCUUUGUCUUCACCGCGACCACCAAGCCCGUACCUUUCCCUCCCAACGCCACUGGUUCAGUGUCUGGCAAGAAGACCAUAGAGUCCGGUGGGCAAGCUGAGAAGUGUGCUAAGAGGAAGAGAAAGAAUCAGUACAGGGGGAUUAGGCAGCGACCAUGGGGAAAAUGGGCUGCUGAGAUCCGUGAUCCCAGGAAAGGCUCCCGGGAAUGGCUUGGAACAUUCGACACCGCUGAGGAAGCAGCAAGAGCCUAUGAUGCAGCUGCACGCAGAAUCCGCGGCAGUAAAGCUAAGGUGAAUUUCCCAGAGGAGAACAACAACAACAACCCCACAGUCUCCCAGAAACGCCCUUCUGCUAAGAAGCCUGUGGCUAAACCAAACCAAACUCCAGCUUUGGUUCAGCAGCCAGUGAGUCAGUACCGCAACAACUCCUUUGGUGAUGUGUGUUUUAUGGAAGAGAAGCCUCAGAUGUACAACAACCAGUACUUCAGUUCUGAUCAGGGGAGUAACUCAUUUGACUGCUCUGAGUUUGGGUUGAGCGAUCACAACGGCCCCAAGACACCUGAGAUCUCUUCAGUGGUUGUCAGUAAUCACCAAGCUCCUUUCACUGAAGAAACCAAUGCAGCCAAGAAGCUCAAACUCAGCUCUCAUGACGGGACAAGCUGCAAUGAUCAGUCUGAUGAUCUGAUGGCAUACCUUGACAAUGCGUUGUGGGAAUCUCCAUCUUCAUUAGAAGUGGAAGCCAUGCUGGGUGUAGAUGCUGCCGGUGCGACUCAGGGAGAGGAGAACCCUAUGGACCUAUGGAGCUUAGAUGAUAUCAAUUACAUGCUGGAAGGAGUCUUCUGAAGUUCUUGAUGGUUGCCGAGUUUGUAAAUAAAGCUAUGUAUGUGUGUGUUGGUGAGUUUCGAGGCUAUUGUGGAUUCAGUUGUUAAGAUAAACAGCCUUAACUUUGGUUUCUUAAUCAUACAAUCUUGUUUUUGGUU